UCCUUGUGUUGGUAUUAAGCCGGUGAGCUGCUGGUCGAGGCACAGUCCGCUACAUCGCCACCACCGUGAGCAAAAUGGAUGCGGAGAAAGGUUAUCGUCGGCGCCGGGGUCUGAGCACUCUGGAAAAGUCUCUGAUGUUUCUGUUUGUGGCUAUGACCGGCGCCUGCAUCGGCCUCAUUGUCAUCUACUUCACUGACAAAUCUGAAUCUACUGAAUCUCCUGAUACAACAGAGCCCACCUCGGGGUGUGGAGGUCCUCGAGAGCUGUCUGGGGAGUCAGGCACCUUCACCAGCUGGAACUACCCCAACAGCUACGACAAUGGCAAAAGUUGCACUUGGCAAAUCACUGUGGACCCGGGGAAGGUGAUCCAUCUGUGGUUCGAGGAGUUUGCUUUAGAGGAAACUCAGCUCUGCACAGCGGACUUCAUCACACUGAGAGAUUCACUGGGCGUCAUCGGCAAAUACUGUGGCUACUCCAUACCCAAGCCAGUGGUGUCACUGACCAACCACCUCACAGUCUUCUUUGACACCAAUGACAGAAAAACAGACCAAGGAUUCAAGGCUCAUUUCAAAGCAGUGGCUCCAGAGCAAACAUCAGAAAUAGCCGGAGCCGGCGGCUUUCUUCAAGGUGAUCAGGGGAAUCUGAUGACCCCCGGCUUCCCGGACAAGAACUACACGGAUGGAGUGCUGUACCAGUGGAAAAUCACAGUGCCCGAAGGCAACAGGGUCCGACUGACAUUUACCUCCUUCGAACUGGUCCCUGAGGUCUGUGGAGACUUUGUCCAGGUCUACGAUGGCAGCGAUGCUGGCGCUUCUUCAAUUGGUAAACUAUGUGGGGGCAAGAUGCCAAAGCCGGUGGAUUCCAGCAGAAACACCAUGGUUGUCCGCUUCAAAUCUGACAACAGUUUGACUUCAAAAGGAUUCGAAGCAACCUACACAAAGUUCAGCCUUCCACCUGUUGUUCCAACCACAACCAAACCCACAACCACAACCAGACCCACCACUCAAACCUCUCCGGCUGCCACAACCACUGGCAGCGGCGGUCCAAUAAUCCUUACUGGGCGUAAAGGAGUUGUCCAGUCCAUGGGUUUCCCGAAUCCAUACCCUGCUAAUUUAAACACUUCCUGGGAGAUAUCUGUGUCCAGAGGAUUCCUGGUGAAGCUGCACAUCACUGAAUUGGCCAUCACAGGAGAGACUGGACAGUGCAAGGAGGACAAACUGGUCAUCUCAGAUGCAUACAGCGUUCUAGCUACACACUGCGGCUACAUCAUCCCCCCGGUGCUGGUCAGCGCCACUAACAAAAUAUCUAUCACCUUCCAGUCCGACGGUCGCCUCACAGACCGAGGUUUCUCUGCCAAGUGGGAGGCUGUGUAUCCUGAGGAUGUCACAGAAAUCCAGGGCUGUGGCUCUUAUUCCACAGAGGAAACCGGGGUUAUCAAGUCCCAGGACUGGCCUAUGAACUACAAGGCCAACAGCGAGUGCAUAUGGAACAUCGUUUUGCCUCUGGGGACAAAAAUGAAACUAACAUUCACAGACUUUGACCUAGAAGCCAAAGAUAUCUUGACGUCCAAAUGCUAUGAUAACAUAAAGGUGUACGACAUCAAUGGUCUGACUAAUGCCCUGAUUCAAGAAUACGGUCCGUUUUGUGGGACUACGCUGCCUAGUGCCAUCCAGACACAGGGCAACAGGCUGGUGAUUCGAUUCCAUGCGGACCUGUUUACUGAGGGCAAAGGCUUCAGGGCCUACUGGACAACAAACCCAAGUCUGCCUGCUCCCACUGAGCCCCCUGUUCAGCCCAACCCCUGGGACAACAUCCCCAUAGACUGGCCCAGUACAUGUGGGAAACCAGCCAUUCCUCCCGCUGUUGUGUCACGCAUUGUAAACGGGGAGGCAGCCAAGCCACACUCCUGGCCCUGGCAGGUGUCCAUGCAGGUCUGGCCAAGCAGUCAGACAGAACCCAAAUUCUUCCAUACCUGCGGUGGUACUCUUAUUCAUAAGAACUGGGUACUCACAGCAGCCCAUUGCUUCAUAAGAUAUGCAGAUGAGCUGCAGCGUUGGCGUAUGUGCCUUGGAAAACACAACCUGACCUACACAGAGCCGAGUGAACGCUGCUUCAGCAUAUCUGGAAUCUAUCGCCACGAGGGCUUCAAGUAUCCCACGGUGCCCACGGUGGAGUUUGACAUUGCCCUGGUGAGGCUGGAUGGGGAGGUCAUACCCAGUGAUCAGAUAUCAUUCGCCUGCCUUCCCUCCGAGGAGGAAGUCCUACCCGCGGAAAAGAAGUGCUACGCCACCGGCUGGGGAGACGAGACAGGUGAUUCACAAAAUCCUAAAGUUGCAGAAGGCCUCAACCAGGUUGCCCUGCCCGUUGUGCCAUAUGACACCUGCAAGAGGAUGGAUUACUGGUGGUUCCAGGUCAAGCCCUCCAUGAUCUGUUGCGGUUAUGCCCUUCCCGAUGAGCUCAAAUCUGUCUGUCAGGGAGAUUCAGGUGGUCCACUGGUUUGCCAGGAUACCCCUGGUGGUCUUUGGGAAGUUCAUGGUAUAACCAGCUUCGGCCCUGUUGGAUGCAUUAUGGAUAAAAAGCCCUCCGUGUUCACCCGCUCCUCUGCCUACAUCCCCUGGAUCUCAAAUGUCAUCCGCAGGGACAUCUACAAUGAGCACACAUCUGGCUGUGGAGGGGCAAAGGAACUGACUGGCACAAGCGGCACCGUGUCCUCUAUGGGUUACCCUGGCAGCUACAGCAACAAAGCGAGCUGCCACUGGAUCAUCCGCGUUCCUGCUGGAAAACUGGUCCACCUGCAUUUCCGUGAUUUCUCCCUGGAGGAGAGUGAGCUGUGCAUAAAUGACAAAGUCAGCCUCACAGACGGUCUGGGAAGUCUGGGCACCUACUGCGGCAAUGUCGGCCCUAAAGAUAUAGUGAGUGACGGAAAUACGCUUCACAUCAGCUUCUCCUCAAAUGACAAAGUGGUGGACACAGGCUUCACUGCCACCUGGAGGGCGGUGGACCCUGCAGACGCUCCUUGUGGAGGAAGUUUCAGCAGCAACCAGGGUGAAAUCACCUCCCCCAACUGGCCCGGUGACUACGAAGCCCGGAGUGUUUGCACGUGGCGUAUAGCCAUCCCUUCAUCAAAAAGUAUCCACGUAGCCUUCACUCAUUUUGAACUGCAAGCUGUGAACAUGUUAGGAAACUGUGUGGACUAUGUGGAGGUCUUCAAUGGAUACAACAUGUCAUCACUCGGUCGAUUCUGCGGCUUUGCCCCUCCACCUGCCAUCGCUGUCCCCAGCAACACAGUCGUUAUUCGCUUCCUUAGUAACGGAGCUAAUCAACAGCAGGGUUUCCGGGGUUACUGGACCACCGACGCCAGUGUCAUCCCGACAUUACCUCCCCCGACUCCAUACCCGUGGAAUAUCACUAUAAACUGGCCAAAAAAUUGUGGCAACCCAGCAGUGCCACCAAAUACAGCCACCCCAAGGGUGGUCAACGGGGAAGAGGCAGUCCCACACUCUUGGCCCUGGCAAGUGUCCAUGCAGGCGACGCCGAUGUUUCCCAUACCUUACAUGCAUGGCUGUGGAGGCUCUUUGAUUCACGAGGAGUGGAUCCUAACUGCUGCUCACUGUUUCAUGGUACCACUGAAUAACCCCUCUUUCUGGCGCAUGUGUCUUGGAAAGCACCACAUGAACUCCUCCAUGGACGUCCCCUCGGCAGAGAGAUGCUACAAGGUGGACGCCAUCAUCCGCCACAAGGGCUUCGUGUAUGAGCAGGAUAGCUCUGACAUCAGCAACGACAUAGCCCUGGUGCAUUUGACCCAGCCGGUCAACAUGACAAGAGAGAUCAGCCCAAUCUGUCUGCCCAAACCCGGGACCGUGAUGCCUGCUGGGACGCCGUGCUUUGUCACUGGGUGGGGAGACGAGAAAGGUAACCUGUUCCCCAAAGUGUCUGACAAGCUGAAUCAGGCAGCCCUUCCUAUUGUUGACUUCGAGACGUGCAGUAAGCCCGCUUACUGGUGGGACGCCCUCAGGCCCUCCAUGAUUUGUGCUGGCUACGAGUCCCCAGAUGAGCUGAAGUCAGCCUGCCAGGGUGACUCUGGGGGCCCUUUCGCCUGCACAGCCACUGGAACAAAAACAACUUGGGAAGUGCAUGGCAUCGUCAGCUUUGGACCUCAGGGCUGCAUCAAAGACAAGAAACCCUCUGUGUUCACCCGAGUCUCUGCCUUCAGUGACUGGAUUGAGGACAACAUUAAAAAGUUUAUUCAUGAAAGUGGCAAAACCAAGUGAAGCUGAUAUCUUGAAAUAAAGUCUUUAUUGCGCUUUCAGGCAGGUUUCUAACAUUUUCACCCGGGGUUCACAUUGAAGUUUAACGUUUGUUACACGCAAGACAUGAUCACUCAUCCAAGUAAUUUCUUCAGGAAAACUGUAGACCACGCCCCAAUAAAUAUGAUGCAGCAAAUCAAAACGUGCUGCAGUGCAUGUCAUCCAUCCCAUCAUAUUUUGCAGUGUCUCUCCUCUGAUGGGUUUGAGCUAGGUUUUCUCAGCUCAGUGCAGUGGCAUCCUCCUGAAUUUGAACCCAAACUGUUUUCAAAUGACACAAGACUAGUGUUAUCACAGGAAGUGGUAUUGUGUGUAAUUUGCUGUGUAAUUUUCACAUGGCCAAUUUGUAGGCAAUUUUUUUUUUUAAAGUAACAUUUCUACAAAUAUAAUUGCUACUGUAAAUGUAUUUUCUAUUGUUAGGACAGUUUCUAAUGCAUUCAAAAUAUAGCUCUGAAGUAUUGAUUAAUGCUUAGUCUCAAUAUUGUUGAGUGUAAUCAGUGUAAUCAUAAGUACAUAUUAUGUGUUAAUAUUUUUAAUCAAGCAGCUGUAAAUGAAAUUGUUGCUGUAAAUGUUUUCUACGCUGGAGAAACAGCUGGAACAGUCCUCCUUCCUUCCUUACAUAUAUUUAAUAAUAAAGAGAUAAAAUGAUGGCAGUGAUGUGUGUUCAGACUGUGACUACGUGUUAUUUUUUUUGUUAUUCCUGUAAGAGGAUCAAACCUGCGUUUACAAUGAUUUUGAACUUUUCCUGUUUCCACAUCUACCACUAUUAAUUCA
This is a messenger RNA of Mugil cephalus (flathead mullet), 5078 nucleotides long. RefSeq lists its product as uncharacterized. The record is from RefSeq and is a predicted model, not a curated record. Gene Ontology annotation, biological process: proteolysis. Gene Ontology annotation, molecular function: serine-type endopeptidase activity. The transcript has 25 exons. The coding region runs from base 75 to 4271 and encodes 1398 amino acids. Lineage: Eukaryota; Metazoa; Chordata; Actinopteri; Mugiliformes; Mugilidae.